Molecule: messenger RNA, 222 nt
Organism: Sphenostylis stenocarpa
Lineage: Eukaryota; Viridiplantae; Streptophyta; Magnoliopsida; Fabales; Fabaceae
Source: the annotation of a GenBank genome assembly
AUGGCUGACAUAGAUCGCUCCUCUGAUAAAUCGUGUGUUGAUUCUAAAGAGAAAUCCCUCCAAACUUCGAAUGUUGAAUUUUCUGAGGCUGAGGAAAUCCUUAUUGCCAUGGUGUAUAAUCUGGUUGGGGAAAGGUGGUCUUUGAUUGCUGGAAGAAUUCCAGGAAGAACUGCAGAAGAGAUAGAGAAGUACUGGACUUCAAGAUACUCGACUAGCCAAUGA